AUGCCUAUGCUGCGGGAGCCUUGGAAAAAGUAUCGCAAGUUCAAGCCACUUGACUUGCCAAACCGACAAUGGCCCUCACGGACCAACGACAAGCCCCCUCGGUGGCUGGCCACCGACUUGCGAGACGGAAAUCAAAGUCUCGUCGAUCCUAUGGACGGUGAACAAAAACUUCGCUUCUUCAAGAUGCUCGUUGAGUUGGGCUACAAGGAAAUCGAGGUCUCCUUCCCUUCCGCUUCGCAGACCGACUUCGAUUUUACGAGAUACUUGGUCGACACUCCCGGCGUGGUCCCUGACGACGUUUGGUUGCAAGUCCUGUCGCCCUGCCGCGAGGACUUCAUCCGGCGGACUGUGGAGUCUUUAAGAGGAGCCAAAAAAGCCAUUUUACAUUUAUACCUCGCCACCAGCGAAUGCUUUCGCAGAAUCGUCUUUGGCAUGACUGAAGAAGAGACCCUUGCUCUGGCCGUCAAGUGCACCAAGUUUGCCCGGUCCAUCACCAAGGACGACCCCAGCCACGCGGGAACAGAAUGGCUGUACGAAUUCUCCCCCGAGACCUUCUCUGAUACAUCGCCCGAGUUCGCAGUACGAGUUUGUGAGGCGGUAAAAGAGGCGUGGGGGCCCACCGAAGACAGCAAAUUGAUCUUUAAUCUUCCAGCGACGGUGGAAAUGGCCACGCCGAACGUAUUUGCAGACCAGAUCGAGUACUUCUGCACACACAUGACCGAGCGCGAGAAAUUUUGUGUCUCGGUGCAUCCCCACAAUGAUCGAGGCUGUGCUGUGGCAGCAGCAGAACUAGCACAGAUGGCGGGCGCUGAGAGAGUCGAGGGCACUCUGUUCGGCAAUGGAGAGCGAACGGGGAAUGUCGAUCUGGUGACCUUGGCCCUUAACUUGUAUACACAAGGUAUCUGGCCCAAUAUCGACUUCAGUGACAUCAACAAGGUCAUCCGCGUGUGCGAAGAAUCGACCAAAAUACCAGUCAAUGAGAGGUGGCCGUACGGUGGCCAGUUGGUCGUCUGUGCCUUCAGCGGCUCACACCAAGAUGCCAUCAAAAAGGGAUUUCAAGUCAGGAGAAAGGAAGGUCGUGGGCCAGAGGAUCCGUGGGAACUGCCCUACCUGCCGCUCGAUCCUCAAGAUAUUGGACGUACAUACGAAGCAGUCAUCAGGGUCAAUUCGCAGUCUGGCAAAGGGGGUGUUGCCUGGAUCAUCCAGCGCAGCCUCGAACUCGACCUGCCCCGCGGGUUGCAGGUCGCAUUCAGCAAGAUUGUGCAGAAAGAAGCCGAUGCCAAGGGCCGAGAAUUACUUCCUCGAGAAAUCCAGGCUCUGUUCGAGGAGUCGUAUCACCUCAAGAAGAAUCCAAGAUUUACGCUCAUUGACUACAACAUCACGGCUGUUCGGACUCCCUCACCGGCUCCUCAGAUGAAAACUUCAGUCGGUCAGCCACCCCAGACCGCGGCGCCGGCUCAAAAUACCUCGACAGCGAAACGACAGUUUGCAGGUAUCAUCGCCAUUGACGGAGUGCAGCAUCCGAUUGUGGGGGUGGGCAACGGCGCCAUUUCGUCCUUGGCCAACGCUUUGCAUUCCUUGGGAAUUGACCUUGACGUGGCGGAUUACAAGGAACACGCCAUUGGUGAGGGGAGAGAAGUGAAAGCUGCCACGUACAUAGAGUGUACGGCGAGCAACUCGAACGAGAAAGUCUGGGGAGUGGGUAUUCAUGAGGAUGUGGUCCAGGCGUCCUUGAUCGCCUUGUUGAGUGCAGCAAGCUCGUUCUUGACAUCGCGGGUUUCCACGCCAGUCCCCUUUAAACCCAAGCACCUCAGGCAGUUUUCUGAAGCGGAACUUGAGGCUUUAGAGCGUUUGAACCUGAGUGGUCCCGAUAGCCCCAGCAGCCCGUUAAGGUCGUCCGUGACGGCAACGGAAGGAGGAGUUGCACCGUCGAAAUUGAAUAUGGAGACGAAUCCGAACAGCGUUGAGGCGAAAAAGAUCAACAUUGACUUGCUGGAACAGAAGGCUCAGUCUAUCAAUGGGCACGUGGAAAAGUCCUAG
Fonsecaea multimorphosa CBS 102226 is the source of this 2040-nucleotide messenger RNA. RefSeq lists its product as uncharacterized. Gene Ontology annotation, biological process: L-leucine biosynthetic process. The transcript has 4 exons. Lineage: Eukaryota; Fungi; Ascomycota; Eurotiomycetes; Chaetothyriales; Herpotrichiellaceae. The record is from RefSeq and is a predicted model, not a curated record. Gene Ontology annotation, molecular function: 2-isopropylmalate synthase activity. Gene Ontology annotation, cellular component: mitochondrion. Bases 1 to 2040 code for a protein of 679 amino acids.